CCCCUGUUGAGCCCUGCCCCCCAGAGAGCGAGACCCCCCCAUCCCUGGGACCACAUCUAGGGGAGGGAGACCCCCCGGUUGAGCCCCGCACCCCCAGGGGAGGGAGACCCCGGGACGCCUGCCUGCACCCUAGGGAGAGGCGGCCCCCCUCGGCCCCCCCGGGCCGGCAUGCCUCGGCUGGAGGAGGUGGCCAACGUGGCGCUGCGGGUGCCCAGCGUCGUCCUGCUGGACCUGCUCUACCGCUGGGACGUCCAGGCCUUUGCCGAGCUGCUCCGGCCCCAGCAGGAGGAGGCCCCCUGGCGCCGCCGCGCCCUCUGGCACGCCUACUACCUGGGCCAUAUGCUGUGUGUCGGGGUGCUGCUGCUCCCAGUCAGAUCCCUGGUGAAACUUUACCUCUAUGGCCUGACACUGCUGCUGCUGUUCGUGGGGCACCAGACGGCCAGGGACUACAUGCGCCAUGAGAUGGAGUAUGAGUUCCAGGGGGCUGUGUACCAGGACCCUGUGGUGCUCAGCCGCUUCCUGACCGCCCUGACAGGCCAGAUCUUUGUGAGCACACUCUGUGCCCUCCUCAUGAAGACCAAGCAGGUGUGGCUGUUCUGUGCCCCACUGCUCCCGCUGCUGGCCCGGCUCUGUGGCCUCCCCCUCCAGGCGCUUCCUGUGGUCAACGCCUUUGCCACCUCCGUCACUGUGGUGGAGGUGCUGUACGUGGCCGCCUCCCACCUGCUGGCUCCCUUCCAUCUGGCUGCUGCGGUGUGCAGGGAGAUGGCUCAGGGACUGGAGAUGUACAGGCUGGUGGCGCUGGCCAUGUCCCUCUGGAGCCAGCUGGCCAUCCCGGUGCUCUUCCUUGUCUUCUGGCUGGUGCUCUUCACCCUCCAGAUCUACUCUUUCCUGGCCUCUUCCAACAGCCUCCUCGCCCAGCAGGGGCUGCUCUUCAUCUUCCUCAGCAGCGUGGCCGAGUGCUGCGGCACGCCCUACUCCCUCCUCGGCCUGACCUUCACUGUCUCCUACCUCGCCCUGGCCGUGCUCAACCUUUGCAAGUUCUAUCUGCUGGGCUACGACGCCUUCCAGAAUGGCAACGUCAUGCACAGAGGUGUGACGGAGGGCGUGACGCUGCUGCUGCUGGCUCUCCAGACGGGGCUGCUGGACCUGCAGAUCCUGCAGAGAACCUUCCUCCUCAGCAUCAUCCUCUUCAUCGUGGUGACGUCGACCCUGCAGUCCAUGAUCGAGAUAGCCAACCCCAUCGUGCUGGCGCUGGGGGCUUCGCAGAACAGGAGCCCUUGGAAGCACUUCCGCAGCCUCAGCUUGUGCCUCUUCCUGCUGGUUUUCCCCUGCUUCAUGGCGUACAAGAUCGCUCGCUUCUUCCACAUGGACUUCUGGCUGCUGAUCCUGGUCUCCAGCUGCAUGCUCACCUCCCUGCAGGUGAUGGGCACCCUCUUCGUCUACGCGCUCUUCAUGAUUGAGCUGUUCCAGGAUGCGCCCCUGGAGAAGACGGACGAGAUCAUCUACUACGUCAAUGCGGUGAGCCGGGUGCUGGAGUUCCUGGUGGCCGUCUGCGUGGUGGCCUAUGGCACCUGGGAGUCCAUCUUUGGCGAGUGGAGCUGGAUGGGCGCCUCUGUCAUCAUCAUCCACUCCUACUUCAACGUGUGGCUGCGGGCCCAGUCAGGCUGGAAGAGCUUCCUGCUCCGCAGGGAGGCCGCCAAGAAGAUCAACUCGCUGCCCAGGGCCACCAGGGGACAGCUGCGGGACCACAACGACGUGUGUGCCAUCUGCUUCCAGGAGAUGAACAUGGCCGUGAUCACCGACUGCGGCCACUUCUUCCACACGGGCUGCCUCCGCAAGUGGCUGUACGUGCAGGACACCUGCCCCAUGUGCCACCAGCCAGUGAAGCCCUCGGCCACCAAGGGACCGCAGCCAGCCGGGGGAGAGCGGGCGGAGCCAGAGCCCAUCCCAGAGGAGGGGGCGCCUGAGAAUGCAGAUGCCGGGGCUGCGGGAAUGGCAAGGACCCCAGACCCCAGCAGGACCGCUGAGGGCGGGGACUCCAGCUGGCAGGAGCAGGAGAACCCAGCACUGGCAGAGCCCAGCAGGGCCGGACUGCUCCCAGAAGCUGUGCCCCAUGGGGAGGGCGAGCCCAUGGACCCUGCUCAGAGCAGGACUCCCCAGCCAGUGUCUCGAGGGGGCUGCACUCCACAGCCGCGUGCCAAUCCGGGGCGCACGGCCCUGCUGGGAACCCCGCCCCCUCCGGAGUGGGGGCGGAGACCGGGGAGGGGGGCAGGAGCAGGGACCAGCACGGGCUUCGACGGCCGCCACUGCCUCUCUUAG
Messenger RNA from Caretta caretta (loggerhead turtle), 2319 nucleotides. RefSeq names its product RING finger protein 145. The record is from RefSeq and is a predicted model, not a curated record. Lineage: Eukaryota; Metazoa; Chordata; Testudines; Cheloniidae. Gene Ontology annotation, cellular component: endomembrane system. Gene Ontology annotation, molecular function: zinc ion binding; ubiquitin protein ligase activity. Gene Ontology annotation, biological process: proteasome-mediated ubiquitin-dependent protein catabolic process; ERAD pathway.